Messenger RNA from Sebastes umbrosus (honeycomb rockfish), 1175 nucleotides. RefSeq lists its product as uncharacterized. NCBI's taxonomy places the organism in Eukaryota, Metazoa, Chordata, Actinopteri, Perciformes, Sebastidae. The record is from RefSeq and is a predicted model, not a curated record. The transcript is spliced from 4 exons. Bases 113 to 922 code for a protein of 269 amino acids.
CAGUUUAUUGCAUUUCCACAUUGCAUCCAGCAAGACAACAGGACCUAAGAAACCAAAGUCCUUUCAACGAAGACAGUUUAUUACUUUCUUAAUACAAUAAUUAAUUGUAAAGAUGAUUGAUAGAGACGUCUUACUCGAAGCUUUGUGCACAGUCUGCAAUGCCGAUGUGACUGUUCAAUCUGAUGUAAGGCUCAGAUCUGCAGGAGCAACACAGCAGCCGCAGCUGUUCAGCAAGAAUUUCAUCCAUGCAGUCUUGGGUGCAGAUGAAACCAGCCAGGUGUCAAGAUCCAACUUCUGCCGCCUCCAAUGUGCCCUGCAAGGUCAGGAUCCGUCAGCAGGUUAUACCUACCAGGAGGAAUGUGGAACACGAAAUCCACCGUGCUUCAUUAAUGAGGCUGAAUUCUUUGAUCAAAGAUUCGACUAUGACUUCACCAAGCUGACUGCCGUCGAGACUUACCACAGAGGUGGAGAGGUGUACGAACGCCCAUAUGGUUGGCAGCGUUUUGCCCUCAGGGUCCUGGGUGAUUAUGAAGACAAUGCCUGGCUGGGAACCCGAUACCGUAGCACGCAGUCAGUGCCAGGGGAGUGGCCUGUGUCCUACCAUGGGACGUCAAAGGAAGGUGCUGGCGGCAUCAUCGAAGGACACUACAAGCCUGGCCCUGGUGACUUUUAUGGCAGGGGGAUAUAUUCUACUCCAUACUUGCGUGAGGCGAUCUAUUACGCCAAAACAUUCACCUGCAAGAAGAACGGCAAGAAAUACCAAGUGAUGCUGCAGAAUCGUGUCAACCCCACGUACCGGGAGAAACACAGAGACGGGAAGUACUGGCUGGUUCGCGUCCCUAAAGGAACAUCACAGGAUGAAGAGCAGAAGAUGGUCCAAAGGGCCAUCCGUCCUUAUGGCCUUCUUCUGAAAGAGGUCUAACAGGGUGUGAACGGUCACAAAACAACCUAAAAAGUGAUUACUUAUUUGUUCCCUUUGCUUUAUUUUGAAAUGCCAGAGAGUGUGUCGUCUUUGAAGCAUAAAGUAGUCCUUGCAAAAUACUCUCAGAUGUAGACAGAUGUAGUUGUCUCAUUUAUAUAUAUAGAUGAAUAUCUUGCUGCACUGAAACUUCUUCUUCCUUUGCUCUAUUUUUCCAAAAGCCAUACUACAUUUAAUAAACAGAAUUUAAAACAAA